Messenger RNA from Acipenser ruthenus (sterlet), 3256 nucleotides. RefSeq names its product protein LMBR1L. NCBI's taxonomy places the organism in Eukaryota, Metazoa, Chordata, Actinopteri, Acipenseriformes, Acipenseridae. The coding region runs from base 212 to 1690 and encodes 492 amino acids. The transcript has 17 exons. Gene Ontology annotation, biological process: receptor-mediated endocytosis; signal transduction. Gene Ontology annotation, molecular function: transmembrane signaling receptor activity. The record is from RefSeq and is a predicted model, not a curated record.
ACACCUACUGCAAACCCCACCCACGUCACCGAGUCCCCGCCUCGCUCUUUUCAGUCGUGACUCGCCGCUCUCAAAGGAAAGGAAGAAACACCGGGGCUCGGUGUGCUUGUAAGCAGUUGCAGGUUCGGGUUGUACGUAGUCUGAUCGCGCUGUUAUGUGUUCCCGUUAUUUCGUGGGUGCUCGUCCCUCGCAGUUAUGGUGAGCCCGGAGGAUGGACCCGGACGACGUGUCAGUGAGGGAGCAGAUAUUCCACAACAGGGUCCGGGAGAGCAUCAUCUGUACCCUUCUCUUCACCUGCCUCUACAUCGUCUCCUACACGAUCAUCACUCGCUUCAAGAAAAGCGCAGACUUCGCUACAGAUGACAGCGAGGAUGCGACUGUCAACAGAAUUGCGCUGUGGCUGUGCACCUUCACUCUGGCCGUGUCCGUGGGAGCGGUGCUGCUCCUGCCCUUCUCUAUCCUCUCCAACGAGAUCCUGCUCUACUUCCCCCAGAACUACUACAUCCAGUGGCUCAACGGCUCCCUCAUCCACGGGCUCUGGAACCUGGUGUUCCUCUUCUCCAAUCUCUCCUUGGUCUUCCUGAUGCCAUUCGCCUACUUCUUCACUGAGUCCGAGGGGUUCGCUGGAUCCAAGAAGGGUGUGAUGGCGCGGGUGUACGAGACCUCCGUUGUGCUGCUGCUCCUGACCCUGCUGGUGCUGGGGAUCGUGUGGGUGGCGUCGGCCAUCAUGGACAACAACGCUGCCAGCCGGGAGAGCCUAUACGAUCUGUGGGAUUACUACCUGCCCUAUCUGUACUCCUGCAUCUCUCUGUUCGGAGUCCUGCUGCUGCUGCUGUGCACCCCGUUUGGACUCUCCCGCAUGUUCAGUGUCACAGGGCAGCUUCUCGUCAAGCCCAGGCUCCUUGAGGAUCUUGACGAAACCCUCGACUGUGUUGGCUUUGAGGAGAUGGCUCUCUCCCGGAAACUCAGCGGGAACACGUCUUGUUGGAUAAACUUGAACGUAGAGGCGUUGAAGCAGCAGUUCCUCGCCAUCCAGGCCAGACGCAUCGCCCUGGAGAUGCGGAGGAGGGCGUCUCCAUGGCAACGCAAUCUGGGUUACCCACUCGCCAUGCUGCUGUUACUGGCGUUGACGGGCGUGUCAGUGCUGAUAGUUUGUUUCCAUGUGUUGGAGUUGCUGAUUGAUGAGGCAGCCAUGCCCAGAGGAAUGGAGGACCCCGGCCUGGGAAAGGCCUCCUUCUCUGUGUUCGGCUCCUUCGGGGCAGCAGUGCAGGUCGUGCUCAUCUUCUACCUGAUGGUGUCCUCUGUGGUUGGGUUCUACAGCUCCCCUCUCUUCAUCAAACUGCUGCCCAGGAAACAGGACACUGCAAUGACCAAGAUCAUUGGGAACUGCGUGUCCCUGCUGGUCCUGAGCUCGGCACUGCCCGUCUUCUCUCGAACUCUGGGCAUCACUCGUUUUGACCUGCUGGGAGAUUUCGGCCGGUUUAACUGGCUGGGGAAUUUCUACAUCGUCUUCCUGUACAACAUGCUGUUCGCUGGACUCACCACCAUGUGCCUCGUCAACAAGUUCACCUGGGCCGUGCAGGCCGAGCUCAUCCGGGCCUUCGGUCUUCACAAGCUGCCACUGCCAGUAUCGCGAGCCAGGAAUUCCACCAAACUCAUUUCAGCCAGUGGGCUUUUGAAGGUCCAGUAAUGCCACCAAAGACCUCCGUUACCUAGCAACAUCUCAUCUGAGCCAAGGACAGAUUGCUACAGUGUUGCCAAUCUGCCCAGACAUUUUUAUGAGGUACAGUCAGUAGGAGCUUAGCCAAUGAGAUUGGAGACCGUACAGGUGGUUGACCAAUCAUAUACUGGAGACUUGGACCAGUGCUGUUCAUUUUGGAAUCUGUUAAAUCUGCCUUGCUAUUGGAGGAUUUCAGUCCUGAGAUCAGGAAGUGUUCAGUAAUCUUUGGGCAAAGACAAAAGUUGAUGGAUUUAAGAGAAGAAAAUGAAAGGACACCCACACCUGGGGACUUGUGCCUGUCUGAAUCCAGCCUGAGCCCCCACCCCCAAUAGGAAUAACUGUUCUUUUGUGACACUAAAUGCUGGCCAUUCAACUACUGUUCACGGGUGGGUGAUGGAUUCUGUACCAAACUCAAGGAGAUAGCAACAGACUUCUGGAAUGUGUUUUUAAACUACAGACUGCUCACACAAUCGUAUAUAAGCCCUGCUCCCAGCAACCCCAAUCACUAUGCAGGCAGUCCAGACCUUCUUCAACCAGAAACUGCUGUAGCGCAUUACAGACCACGUCACAUGAGAGCUGUGUACCCAUGUGCAUUGCUCUGUGUACAUCACACUGCACGGGUGGACUCAUUACUGGACUGAGUGGGGCAUGAUGGGACUUGUAGUUCAUUCCAUUCCUGUCUGGCAGCCCCAUGGACCAAGGUCACAAGAGGAGGGAAAGGGGGUGUCCAAAAAGAAUGCCGGAUUUUAUUUUAAAAAUGGAGAUAGACCAGGCUCUCCGAGAAACAGGGUCAGCCCCCAUGUUUCUAAACCUUUUAACGAGAAAGUGGAAAUGAAGCAGUGGGAUUCGUUGCUUUCUGAUCCAAGCAAAAUGGAGAUAGACCAGGCUCUCCGAGAAACAGGGUCAGCCCCCAUGUUUCUAAACCUUUUAACGAGAAAGUGGAAAUGAAGCAGUGGGAUUCGUUGCUUUCUGAUCCAAGCAGGGCCACACAUGCUGGAAACAAGAUUUUUAAAAAUGUGAUUUAUUAAAAAAAAUAAAAAAAUAAAAUAAAAAGGACUCUCAACCAAAUCCUGGAUCCCAACGAAAACACUACAUUGUGUUUUAUUUUGUUAAAAAAUUCGACAGACUAACCAUCGUCAUGGGAAAGAGCCAAUCCACCGGUCACAUGAACUGCCUGUGGCGGGUAUUAUUGGAUGGACAAUCUUGUGUGACCACUAAAACUGUGAAAUGUUUACAUUGACAAUGAGCCGUGCAAUAGAGUAAAAGGGGAGGGUAGAUUGUGGCUAGUUUUGUGUGUAACGUUUAGUUUUUUUUGUAUGAUAUAUUUUUUGUGUUUUUUCGGAUCCGUUCUUACUCUUGUGUGUGAUGUCUGCAUUGGUGGUGUUGUUGAAUGCUGGUCACUGUGAAAGUGUGAUUUACUACGGAACAGAAAAGCUGCUUGGUAAUUAACUAUGUGUGUGACGUUUGCCAUAGUGCUGUGCCACAAUCUUGAUUGCUACAGUGAUAGCCUUUGGUCAAUGUUGCCAUAGUGCUGUG